CACUGCUGACUUGUCAGUUUGUGGAUAUAGGAACAACAUACCACUCUGAAGUGAUGGAUACUGGGUAGAAGAAGUUACGCCUUUGGUUCAGGCGGUGGCAGAACUUUUCAGACCUUUACAGCAUCGUAACGCUACAGCUGGCGGGUACACCUUAAACGGAACCAUCUGGCCUGCAUCAGUCAGCUACAGACAAUCAUGGCGACCAUUGUGAUGGAGAGAAUUGGCCGAGUGUUCAUCAGCCUCCAGCACAUCAGGCAGGUCCCGCGGAUGCUGACCGAGGCCGCUCCCUCCAUGCCCGGCACGGUAAAAGACACAGAGGUUCCCCACUACUUCAGGGAGCGCUACGUCUCGACCGGCUACCGGCCGCUCAACCAAAACUGGCGCUACUACCUGCUGUCCUUGUUCCAGGGCCACAACGAGACCAUCAACAUCUGGACUCACCUGCUGGCGUUUUUAGUCUUUCUGGUGAAGUUUCGACAGCUCGCUGAGACUGUGGACUUUGUCGGUGAUCCUCAUUCGUGGCCCCUGCUGAUCCUCGUCCUGUCCUCAAUGACCUACACGGCAUUCAGUGUGGUGGCCCACCUGUUGGGUGGCAAGUCUGAGCUGUGCCACUACGCCUUCUUCUUUCUGGACUAUGUUGGGGUGGCACAGUAUCAGUACGGCAGUGCUGUAGUUCACUUUUACUACGCCGUGGAUGAGAGCCUGCACAGAGACGUGCACGGGAUCUUCAUGCCUGCCGCCACUCUCCUCAGCUGCCUGUCAUGCCUCGGGUGCUGCUACGGGAAAUACUGCAACCACAGCCUACCGAGCUGGGUGCGGAAGGUGUGCCAGGUGGUGCCCUCGGCGCUUGCCUACAUCUGGGACAACAGCCCUGUGGCUAAGAGGCUUCUGUCCUGGUCCACAGCCAGCGACGACCCAGCCCUGCUCUAUCACUUUGGCCAGGUGGCUUUCUUUCUCAGCUGUGCCUUCUUCUUUACUGUCCCCCUGCUGGAGCGCUGGUUCCCCGGCCGGUGCGACUUUGUGGGGCAGAGUCAUCAGGUGUUCCAUAUUUUUCUAUCUUGCUGCACCCUGUGUCAGAUUCAUGCCUCCCACCUCGACUUUGUGGGCCGCAGGGAGCUGUACUCACGUCUCCACGGGAGCGGUGAGGCUGCUCUUUUUGUGGGACUCUAUGUGAUCACUUUGGUUGUUUGUGCACUAAUUGUUGCCUUCAUGCUGAGGAAAGUUAAACAAGUGUUUGACUUAAAAACAAAGACCAAAUAAUAGUUUAGAUGUUGUAGUAACUACGCACAAGCGCAUUUAUGUGCCUUUCCUUCCAGACACACUGCUUUGAUAGAAAGGGAACUAAUUAUUUUUGCUGCAGACUUUAACCAUAAUGUAAAUGGCUGUUGAAAUUUGAACCUGCCAUAACAGUAAGUCUUAGAUAACCAGAGGGAAACAAAAUGAUAUUAGGAGUUAGUAUUUUAAUACUUAUCUGUAUUAGAAUUUUUAAAAUAACUUUCAGAUUGUCAAGAUUUAUUAAGACCAUCAGACUGUGUUGAGAGCUGCAGGACUGAGUCCUAAAACCUGGAGAGAAGUGAGCAUUUUUGCACUUCCAGUUCUUUCAUCCCAAAAUCCGUGGGUUUUUUUAAUGGGUUUUUGGUUCGAUGCCUGAAAAAAAACCUGGGGUUAACACAGUGGAAGUCAGAGGCACUGAACGUCAUCACACCUAACAAGAAAACUGAUCUGCUCAGCCUUACAUCAGUAUUUUCUUUAUACUCGUGCUCUUGCAAACUAUCACUAACCCUCUAAGAGGAAAGGAUUUUGUAUGUAGAAGAAAACUAUAAAUUGGAAGCUUGGUGGUGUUGAUGUUGAAGUAUACAAGCUUCAAAAAUCAUAAAAGAACAAAAUGUGUAAGUAGCAUAAACUUUUGUUGGUCACACAACUUAUUUUCUGCAAUAAUCCAAAAGCUAAUGAAAAAAUCCCAUUGGCUUUAUGUUGAAGGAACCUGGGUGCACUCUUCACUCUGCAACACUCUAUUAUAUAGAGAUUCAUAACAGUGUCACUGUUAGAAUGUGCAAAUAUUUAUUUUAAAUAUUUUGAAAGUGACUUGCUUAUCAUGUUGUGGCCAUAUUUCACCAAGGCUAAUUGAAUGUAGGAUUUUUAUUUUUUUUAAAUAAUGAUUAUUGAUAUGAUUUAAAGGUGAUACACUGAUCUCAAUUUAUAGAAGAGUGGGAACAUUUCUCCUAUGCAAAAAAAUAAUCUCAUUAUUGAAGAACAUGGUACUAUAAUAUAGUAAUAUAAAACAUAAACAUGACAUUCAAAAUAUCUGAUCAGUGUUACAACACACAGGGGCCUUUUGUCAUUGUGCCUUGAGAGCCCAUUGUUUGCAUGUACUAUUGUGUACUGUUCCCAGCUUAUUGGUGUGUAGAUUUUGCAGAAGCUAAAGCUUUAGGAUUUAAGUUGUCUUCAUGUGAAGAGGUGUAUUUCAUUCAGUCUAAGAUCUAAACCUUUUUAUGUUGUUGUUUGACUUCAUAACACUUUUAGUGAUUUAAUAUAUAUAUAAUAUAUAUAAUAUAUAAUAAUCUAUAAUUUAAUAUAUAUAUAUAUAUUAGUAUAUCUUAUAUAUUAUCUUAUAUAUAUGUGUGUGUGUGUGUGUAUAAAAACACACACACACACACACACAUAUAUAUAUAUAUAUAUAUGUGUGUGUGUGUGUGUUUUAUUGGAAAUCUUGUUCUUUGAGUCAUUAGGGAAAAGAGAGUGUGGGUGUUACAUGAGUGUACUAAUUCAAGGUACUGUGAUGAAUGUAUGUUUUUGGCAGAUUAUAAUGUCUACUACUGACCAGGAUGUAAUACAGUGGGAUUAAGUUAAAUAAACAUUUCUUGGAAGCAGAAAUGAUCUCAAUGUUUUUGUUGAACUGAACCUUCUUUCAUAACUUUCAUGUGUGUAACACUGACAUCUGCAGACGUCCUGCCAGUUACCAGGUCAAAUCUCCUCAUUACACCAGCACUUUGGUCUUUACACACUAUCUAAGGAUCUUUAAAAUAUAAAAUGUAAUACAGUAUGUUGGUAGGCCACCACCAGGCCAAGAGAAUAGUGUAGUUUACCAAACUGUAUUUUCUGUCAUGGCAAUGUCAACAGACAUAAAUAAAAGUUAAACCUCACUUACAUGUAUAUUGAUCUAUAUUAAUCUAAUAUUAGGCUCUGCCUCAGAAAAAUGUCUUAUUAACUGAAACUCCAAAUGGGAACUGAAUUGUAUCUUAUUGUACCUUUUAGUUUUUGUUGUUAUGAAACUGUAAUAGAUUUCUUCCUCCUGACAGACUUAUAUUUUCUUCACAUGAUAUUCCUGUUUGUGCCAAAAAAUGAAUGUAUGUUUUUCUUCAUUUGUUAGCAUGGACUAAACACCAGGAGCUACAGAAUGACAUGAUAUUGUUUGUAGUGGUUAAUAAAGACAAACUGCAUUCA
Messenger RNA from Lates calcarifer (barramundi perch), 3444 nucleotides. Its product is annotated as membrane progestin receptor alpha-B-like. The transcript is spliced from 2 exons. Gene Ontology annotation, cellular component: plasma membrane. Gene Ontology annotation, molecular function: steroid binding; nuclear steroid receptor activity. Gene Ontology annotation, biological process: response to steroid hormone. The record is from RefSeq and is a predicted model, not a curated record. Lineage: Eukaryota; Metazoa; Chordata; Actinopteri; Centropomidae. The coding region runs from base 196 to 1260 and encodes 354 amino acids.